Rotaria sp. Silwood2 is the source of this 933-nucleotide messenger RNA. The record is from the annotation of a GenBank genome assembly. Lineage: Eukaryota; Metazoa; Rotifera; Eurotatoria; Philodinida; Philodinidae.
AUGAAUUGCACUACUCUGACAUGGUCAUCAAUUACAGCUGAUGAACUUAGUCCUACGAUUGUCGUUUGUUCAAUUGCUGUUGUUAUUCAUAUUAUCUUCUGGAUUCAACUUAUACCAUUUUCAUCAUUAAGAAAAAAAAAUUUGAUAUGGUUAUAUUCAUAUUUAAUAACGGAUUUUUUUCUUCUAACUCGAUUUUUUAUUAUGUAUAGUAUGCGUCAUUGGCGUGUAUGUUUAUAUCCAACACUUCGCAUGAUUUUAUGUUAUUGGGAAGCAUCAUCAAAAUUUUAUACAAAUACCGUACAAAGUUAUAUUUUAUUAGCAUUAAAUGUAUGCCGUUGUGCACAAAUUAUUUUUAAUCGAAACGUUUUUGUACAAAAUCCUCGUUUAAUUAUUUUAACUCAUCUAUUGAUUUAUAUAUUACCAGCACUUAAUGUCAUCAUACAAUUUCUUGGUGAUUGGACUCAAUUGUGGCGUAAAGCAGGCGAAGCUUGUGAUAUACAAUAUGUAUCAUUAUCUGUUCAGAUAUUUAAUUUAUUCUUCGUCUAUAUUAUUCCAGUUACACUUAGUCUUAUUAUUAUUGGGAUUUGUAUUCGUCAUGUAAGUUCCAUAAGAGGUAUUCGUAGUCAACAAAUAAUUAAUCUUCGUCGUAAAUAUAAACGAACUCUUUUAACUCAAACAAUUAUAUUUUAUUCGAUUUGGCUUGCAUUAUGGAGUCCAAAUUUACUUGCUUUUCAAUUUAUAAAUGUUAAUACUCAACCUGGUAUUUAUACUUCGUUACUUAAUUAUAUAGAAAUUGCAAUGGAUCCAAUUCUUGUUGCUACAAUUGACGUUCGAUUUUUUCAUUCAUGGCGAAUAGUAUGGCGUAAAAUUAAAGCACGUCGACAAAGAACUGUUGCUCCAGUGGUACCAGCUGAUCCUAAACAAGAAUAUUGA